UGGGAGCAUGAGUGAAAAUGAGGGGGAUCUCCAGCGAGAUGGGCCGGAGGCAGCCAAACCCUGUGGGGCCAUUUCGGACAUUUUCAUGAGGGAAGCUUCUCCUCCGGGCUGCGACCAGGAAGUGCCCCGUCUGAGGCCAGACCUUCUCUCCCCAGAGACAGGGCCAGAGAAGACUUCUCGCUGUAGUUUCCGGAAGCGUAAGGAGACUGUGGUGCACCAGCGAGCAUUCAUGGGAGAGAAGCCCUACAUCUGCAUCGAGUGCGGGCAGAGCUUCAACCGCAGCUCCGACCUGAUCCGCCACCAGAGGAUCCACACCGGGGAGAAGCCGUACAUGUGUGCUGACUGCGGCAAGAGCUUCAGCCGCCGCUCCCACCUCAUCCAGCACCAGCGCGUCCACACGGGUGAGCGGCCGUACCAAUGCAAGGACUGUGGGAAGAGCUUCAGCCAGAGCACCCACCUAGUGCAGCACCAGCGCAACCACACUGGCGAGAGGCCUUAUGUCUGUGCCAAGUGUGGGAGAAACUUCUACCAGAACUCAGGCCUGCUCCGCCACGCCAACUUUCACACGGGCGAGAAACCCUACAAGUGCCCCCAGUGCGGGAAGCGCUUCAGCGACAGCUCUAACCUCAUUGCCCACCAGCGGCUCCACACGGGCGAGAAGCCCUACAAGUGUGCUGACUGCAACAAGUGCUUCAGUGAGAGCUCUAAGCUGGUCAUCCACCGGCGUGUCCAUACAGGUGAGAAGCCAUAUUUGUGCCCUGACUGUGGGAAGAGUUUCAGCCAGCGCUCGCACCUUGUCCAGCACCGUCGCACCCACACUGGGGAAAAGCCCUACAAGUGUGCCGAGUGUGGGACCUGCUUCAGUGACAACUCUACCCUCAUCCGUCAUCGUCGUACCCACACUGGGGAGAAACCUUUCAAGUGCUCCCACUGUGGGAAGAGCUUCAGUCGCAACUCCUACUUAGUCUCACACCAGCGGGUGCACAUGUGGUAGGCAGCGUCACUAGGUGUGGUCUGGGGGUGAUCUAGGAUGCAGCUCCUGGUCCAGGCCUGUCCAAAAUGUGCCUAAGGGACAAGGGGGUGGACAAGAGUGUGACUACACCAGGGCCCCUGGAUUAUAGGCAGCUGGCCAGAGUAAUGCCUUUGGCCCAUGUUGCCCUUUUCAGUCACCUCCUCCUCCCAGUGCACCUCGGUCAUGGACAGAAAUGAGCAGUGGUUGCAGUGCGUAGUUCUGCAUCCCAAGGCCCAGUCAUCCUCUUUCCCUGGUACUAGAAUUGGAUGCCAUCUGCCACGUGGCCAAGGUGCAGAUGUUUUCUCCCACCUCCCCGUGAGAGGUGUCUGCCUGGGAGCCUGAGGAGAGAAUGCACAACGUCAGGUCACGUAAUGAGAAGCUGCUUGGUCAUGGAACAUACACAUGUGUGGUCAUGUCAAGGGAAAUAAGAUGGGAGAUGGGGUCCUUAAGGGGCUUUGUUCCACUCACGGCUGAAAUGUUGUGACCUAUAUAAUAUUGCACAGGUCUAUGGAAGUUCACCAUGCUUGUGAUCUAAGCCAGCUCUGUGUCUCAUACAGCAGUCAGGAAGGUCAAAGCUAAGUAAGUCCUGCUGAGAAGCUGGAGACUCUGCAUUAUGCAUAUACAGCAUGCAGGCCAGCUUGAAGCAGAGGCAAAGACCACUUGAGUCUGCUUGUAAAAGGAACACGUAGGCAUACCGUGAACGAGAGAAGGAGGGCAUGCCUGCAAAGGUUCUCUGCAAAUGCUGCUUGGAUGGAAGGAACAAGGUUGCUGCAGGAUAGGGGCAUAGCCUGUUCUGGAAUCUCAGAACUGGUGGGUAACUGAUGUAGAAAACUAUCAUACCUGGAGGCUUAAAAAAAAAUAAUCAGAAUUAUACUUGCUGCUGCUAAGACUGUGGUACGCAACUUGACAGGUAUAUGGAGGUCGCCUGUGAGUUUGUACUGGUAGCCUCCUCAUUCUGCAGAAUUUGGGUUCACAGGUACAGUUCAAGUGGGCUGGUGUAAACUGUGUUGCAAAAUGGGACAGAACAACAGUGUACUAGGACUGACCUGAUUCUAUACCAGUAUUUCUCAAGUCCUAUUUUGACCAGUGUGUGUGUGCGCAUGUGUGUAAAUAACAUCUAUAUGUAUGUAUUCACAUAUGUAUGAACUAGCUUUUAUACUAAGUGUAUCUUCACACUCACAUGUGACCGAUCAUGCGCACACACACCAUGGCAGUAGUCAAAAUGGCCAGCUGUACGACAUUACACCGUAUCAGUACUCAAAACGCUAAACAUACUGUAUAUACUAGCAUUUCUCAGUAAGAAGCUGGGAGAAAUAGAUUUUGUACCAAAACAUCUGAAUUUUCGUAUCAGGACAUUCGGUUUUACACUGUUUACUUUGUGUGUGUGUGUAUAAGAUCUGGAAUUGAGUUGUUUUAUUUAUAUAUCUAAAAAAAUGUGUGGCCCCUAUGGUUGCAAGGAAUGACUUCUAAAUGUCACUCAGUGUAGUGCUCUUUCCCCUUGUUUUACACAGGUACAUAUCAGUGGCAGUUGUAGGAUGUACCCCCAUCAUGGUUUUAACUACAAGGACUUGCAGUGCAACACUUUACAUCAUUGUUUAUAUUUUUUACUGUUUUGCUGCUGAUCAUUUUAGUGACUAUAUCGACUGGUGUGCUUAUCCAGCACUGCUGGAGCUUAGAAAAAAUUUCUGGGUUUGCGAUGUACCUUACUAAUCCUGCAACUGGCUCCAUGGCUUCAGUAGGUCUCUGGAAAAAGGAAUGCAGACUGAACUGAAGCCAGUGAAAAGACUGGAGCUGUGGUGGGGAAGAGAUGAAGGAAAUAAAGAUGCUAAGAAGAUCCAUGGAUUUGAGCAGCUGCUGGCCAGGGAUGCUUGUGAAUGGCUUGCUCUGCAGAACUUGCUACUCUCCAAGGGAUUGCAGGGAUCCUUUCUGCAAGCCCCAAGCCACUUCUUGACACUCAACUGCUGAUAAAGUGUUAUUUUCAUAUAGUUUAAUAAAAAGGAGCUGUAGGGGGAGGAUGAAAUUGUUUGCAGCUCCUAGAGGAACAAGGCACCUUUAUGUGCAGCUCCUCAGGGAAGUAGAAGGAGCUUUCAGAAAUGGGGUGGGCUUUGUUUACACAGGAACCAAAGCCUUCGUUUGCAAAUGCACAUUUUUGCUUUUAGCUUUGUGUUUGGUUUUUUUUUUUUAUGAACAGCUUCAAGCCAAUGACUUCUUGAUUUCUGUUCCACUUCUGGAAAGUGGUUUGGAAAUGUGACUAACGGUCAUCUAAUUGGUUCCAGAAGCAUCAAGGUUUUCAUUUGCUAGCAGACUUUCAGAAGGGAUACUACAGCUCUCAGUUCGUAGGCUCAUUUUUAACUGAAUUCAAAGGUUAUGCUGCGGUCCAGCUGUAGAACUGAUCAAUUUGUGUGGGUCUGUCCCAUUCCAGUUCAAGUUUCCUAAAGGAAAUCUACAGCACUGAAACUGUUUGGCUGAGAAACCCGGUUUGCCAGGGAAAGGCAUCUUGUGAAUGCAACUUUUCUUUUGGCAAUCUGAAUGGAGUCGCUGUAGCAGAUCAAUGAAAUCCAACCCAGGUCUGCACAUAGCUGAGCUCAACUCAAAGGGAAACCCUCUCACAUUGAGAUUCUGGUUUGAGAAGCCAGCUGCCCCUGAAUAUGCCUUCGCAGCAGUCCUCAGAGCAUUUCUUUUCCUUUCUACAUGCUUUGUGAAGUGCUGUGUCUACUUGACAGUGCUCUAUAAAUUAAAAGGAUUGACAUGCAUUUAUUUCUAAGUUCUUUAUGAACUUAUUUAAAACUGUAUGCCAAAUCAAAGUGGCCUUAGGGUUCACAGCACAUUGCCAGUGCAGUAGUCUUAGCGGCUAGGAUUGGAUUGCUCACCAGUGUAAGCACAUUUCUGGAGUUCCUUUCCACAGCCACUGUUAGUUUUCCCUGUUCAGUGUCACUUGGCUGAAAUAAUUCACUUCCCCUAGCCUGUCUGCCCUUUACUGUUUGUGAUCAUCUAGCUGGAGAGGAGAAUCUGGGCACCACCCUUUGCUAUUGCAGAAGUUACAGGCUGUGUUCCUCUUCUUCCAGGGAUUUAAUCGCUUUCUGGGCAGCACAAACUCACAAGCCAAAUUCAGAAGACAGAGGUAUGGGCACAUGCAAAAAAUCAAGAACCAGAAGGUUUACUUUCACAGCAGCUAGCUCACUGGCUUCUCUACCAGCUGUCUCCUCCCUCAGGAUCAUAGUGGGAGACUACUGGAAAAAGCAAAAGACUGACCCCCUGAGCAUCAGUUUCUUGGCCCCUGGCAGGACCAGAUUUGGAAAUACAUGUGUCAUCCUUCACAGAGGGAUGACUAUUACUUAGCACAGCUGCUGUGGAAUGCAAAUAAGAAUCCAGAGGU
Messenger RNA from Gymnogyps californianus (California condor), 4388 nucleotides. RefSeq names its product zinc finger protein 239-like. Gene Ontology annotation, biological process: regulation of immune system process; regulation of cytokine production; negative regulation of transcription by RNA polymerase II. Gene Ontology annotation, molecular function: DNA-binding transcription factor activity, RNA polymerase II-specific; RNA polymerase II transcription regulatory region sequence-specific DNA binding. The transcript has 2 exons. Lineage: Eukaryota; Metazoa; Chordata; Aves; Accipitriformes; Cathartidae. Gene Ontology annotation, cellular component: nucleus. The coding region runs from base 8 to 994 and encodes 328 amino acids. The record is from RefSeq and is a predicted model, not a curated record.